CUUCAUGGUUGCUGCCUCUAAGAGAAGCUGUGGCAGAUGAUGCAAAGAUGGCGCGAGCAGCUCUGCUUCUCCUUUUGCUAAACUUCUCUGUCUGCAGCGGGUUUGGCUUCAGGAGCUGCUCUCAGAAUUAUGCAGAGGUGGAUCACAUUUGGUGCUUCAACAGAAUGAUUGUUAACAUUUCUGGAGUGGUGAGCAUGCUCCCUGAAAACACAACUGCAAUCAACUUGUCCAAGAACAUGAUCAGAGCCAUCCCACCUGGAGCGUUUGCUCGUUUUGCUGGACUGAAACAUCUGGACCUGAGUCAAAAUAAGCUGUUUAAUCUGAAAGGUGAAGAAUUCAAAAGCCUUCAUCUCAUGGUAUUCCUCAACCUCUCCUGCAACAACAUCUCUAACAUCCACUCGAACACAUUUGAGGGACUCACCAGUCUGAAAGUCCUUCUUCUGAGCCAAAACAACCUUUCAGGUGUAUUCGGUCUUCUCUUUUAUCUCCUCCCUGCCAUUGAAGUCGUUGAUCUGUCUCUCAACAGGCUCAGGUCUUUCAGCUGUGAAGAAUGUGGAAGCUCAUUAACUCUAAAGUAUCUGAAUCUUUCAGUAAACAACAUCCAGAAGGUGAAUGUGAGCUGUUUCCCUGCCCUGACGUACAUCCAACUGUCCAACAACACAGAACUGGAGCUGAGGCCAGAUACUUUUGACUCAAACCAGCAGCUGGGCACUCUUCUCCUUCAGUCGGUUAAAGUAGAAGGUCUAAUGGGGCUUUCUGGACAGACAAAGAGGGAUCUCAUCCAUGUAUCUUUUUCUAUGUUUGCUGAGACGUCUCCGUGGAUGAUCUGUGAUGUCUUGAGAGAAAUGGACAACGUCUCCACAGUAGAGGUGGACCUAAAAGGAUCCAAGUUACCUGCGAGCAACACCAGCCUUCUGGACUGUCCCACUCCACCCACGUUAAUAAUCAAUGAAGCAAAAUUAGGGAAUGUAGCUCAUUUGUCUUCAGAGAUGAGCAACACGAGCAAACUUUAUCUCAUCAACUGUGGUUUAAAGCAGAUAUCAAAUUCAACAUUUGAGGUUUUCACAGCAUUGAAAACACUUUAUCUGAACAAAAAUUCUGUGGAUAUUAAGCCAGACACAUUCAGAGGCCUGACUGAGCUGACAUUUCUAAGCUUGGACAGGAACAGAAUACGUAACAUUGACCUUCGAUGGUUCGUCCCUCUGAAAAGUCUUCAUCGCCUGUCUCUUAUGAAAAAUGAGAUCACUGAGCUGGAACCGAAUAUAUUUCAUGCCCUGACCCAACUUGAGCAGCUCUACCUGCAGUUUAACCUGCUAAAAUCCCUCAAGAAGAAGACUUUCGGUAAUCUGUACAGGCUGAAGAAACUGAACCUCAGUUUGAACCUAAUUUGUUUUAUUGAAGAAGGCACUUUCCAGGACCUGAAGAACUUAAGAUACCUCGACCUAAGUGGGAACCGGAUCAGUAGGGUGACGCCAUCUAUUCUUUCUGGCCUUAAAAAACUGACCCACAUUAUUCUCUAUAACAACCGCCUCCAUUUCAGAUCCUAUGAAGCCCCUUUUAUCCACCUAACUUCACUGGAGCAUCUGGAAAUGAGAUACCAGGGACCUGGAGGGUCUGGCAUUGGUGACAUUGGACCAGAUUUCUUCAAAGGUCUACAGAAACUGAAAUGCAUGCAAAUUGGAAACAGCGUCAAGAUGAAUGUACAUCCUGGCGCCUUUGCUCCUCUGAUCAGUUUGAAGAUCCUAUACAUAUAUGGAGUGAAUUUGAAAGACACCAACCUGACUGCAGUGCUGCUACCUCUAAAAGGCCUUUCGAAGCUGAUAUUAAACAGGGCUGAUCUGGACACCCUACCAGCACACCUCCUGCCUCCAAAUAAUUCCUUGGAAAUUCUUAGAGUUCAGUCAAACCACAUCCACACAUUGAGCAAGGAAAUACUGGAUAAUCUGCCAAGACUGCGAGUUUUUGACAUUUCAGAAAACCAACUAAGCUGCACUUGUGAUAACGCUUGGUUCAAAACCUGGGCUAUAAACAACACUCAGAUACAGGUGCCUUACCUGUACAAUUUGGAGUGUGACAACGGCAGGUCUCGCUACCUGUGGCAGUUUGAUGACAAGGCCUGCUCCUAUGACCAGAUUUCUUUGACUCUCUUCAUCUCCUGCACUGUGAUGGAUGUGCUGUUUGUGUUUGUGUGUCUGGCUUGGCAUAUCCAGGGUCCUACCCUGCGCUUCCUGCUGCUCAUGGUCAAAGCGAGGCUUAGAGGAAGAAAGAGGGGUGCAGGGGCUAAAUUUCAGUAUGAUGCUUUCAUCUCCUACAGCUCCAAGGAUGAGGACUGGGUGAUGGGACAGCUGGUGCCUAAUCUGGAGAGACCAGAUGUUGGUGCACCGAGGCUCAGGCUGUGCCUGCACCACAGAGACUUCCGCCCCGGUGCUGCGGUUCUGGAGAACAUCGAGGCAGCAAUCUAUAGCUCUCGACACACCAUCUGCGUGGUAACUCGCUCCUACCUGCAGAGUGAGUGGUGCUCUCUGGAGUUUCAGUUGGCCAGUGUGAGGCUUCUGUGUGAUGGGAGCGAUGUCCUUCUGAUGGUGUUCCUUGAGGAAAUCCCUGAGCACUGCCUGUCCCCCUAUGCACGACUGCGUAGGAUUGUGCACAGAAAGACUUACCUGCUGUGGCCGGAGAACCCUGUAGAGCAGGAUGCCUUCUGGGUCAGACUGAAGGACGCUUUAAAAGACAGUAAAGACCUGGAGGAGGAAGGGGAGGGAGACGUUGGAGGAGAGCAAUGGUUGACUCCAUUAAUCGGCUGA
This is a messenger RNA of Girardinichthys multiradiatus, 2801 nucleotides long. Its product is annotated as toll-like receptor 13. Gene Ontology annotation, biological process: toll-like receptor signaling pathway; immune response. Gene Ontology annotation, molecular function: protein binding; transmembrane signaling receptor activity. The record is from RefSeq and is a predicted model, not a curated record. Gene Ontology annotation, cellular component: membrane. Lineage: Eukaryota; Metazoa; Chordata; Actinopteri; Cyprinodontiformes; Goodeidae. The transcript has 6 exons. Bases 48 to 2801 code for a protein of 917 amino acids.